This is a messenger RNA of Lolium perenne, 1512 nucleotides long. Its product is annotated as probable protein phosphatase 2C 42. NCBI's taxonomy places the organism in Eukaryota, Viridiplantae, Streptophyta, Magnoliopsida, Poales, Poaceae. The record is from RefSeq and is a predicted model, not a curated record.
CUCUGCUUAACACACGGAGCGGGUUCCGUAGCCGCGCGCGGCACGGGACGGGACGCCACUUCGCUUGCUCUCGCUCUUGCCUGCGGCUGCGGCGAGCACGGAAGGGGUCGGGGUCGGGAGCGAGGAGCACGAGGCGGAGGAGGCGCCGCCUGCUGCCACCACCAUCCGCGGCGAGGAUGGCAACCUAUGCUCUCCACGUCGCUCGGUCGAGUGGGUUGGCGGAUCUGUUAAAGGGAGACGAUCGGCCUAAUGAGAAAAUGUUUUUUCUCGGACCACGUAUAAGGGUAAAGCUUCCUAGGCCUCAACCACAUCGCGGCCCCACGCCAGGUAGGCCGGGGACUGGCAGGCCAGGGACUGGAAGGCAGGGGAGGCCAGGGGGGCCAGGGGGCUCCGGUGGUGCAGCGAAGGCGGCGGUCCUAGCUGCCGCAGUGGCUGCAAUCGGGAAACUCUGGGAAUGGCGAUGGUAUGCCAUGGGACCAGUUGGUAUCUAUGUACUGGUUCGCUGUGUCAAGUAUGUCAGGCAGCGCCUACGCAACGUCGCCAUCACCAACCGUAACUCCGACCCUGAAGUUUAUCAUCUGGGUGAAAAUGCAGAUGGGGAAGCGAUAUUGUCAGCUUACAUGCUUGAAAUGUUAAAGGAGAAAUACCUUGAUCUUGAUGUUUACACAGCUAGUUCUUCAUUUGGUUCUUAUGAUAAUAGAGGACCAUCUGCCGCAUUCUACUGUACUGAACAUUUCCAUCUCAAGAUUAUGAAUCAUGUCAAUCUUCGCACGCCACUAUUGAAAGAUGUGAAAGAUUCCCUUGAUAGGACGAGGCAGAUGAUGAUAAUGAGUUCUAACGAGAGUGAUGUUGUCAAUGAAGUCAGUGCUGAUUUUUCAUUCUGUCUGCUUUCUCGGGCCGGUCAGGGAGUCGGCCUUUUCAUCAACGAAAAACUGGAUGAUUGUGAUUUUUGGGACUGCUGCUCCCAAACCUUAGAUGAACCAGUUUUUAUUGAAAGAGCUUCUGGUGACUUGAGUUACAUGGCAACCAAACGUUUCAGUGAAGAUGGAUCUUUGAAUGAAACUAUGCCUGGUGACCCUGAGUUUAUUAUCUUUGUAUGUGAUGGUGUUAGCAAUUUGUUGCAGAGCCUGGACUUAGUUCAAUUUGCUUACCAAGGCGUGAGGAACGGCAUGCCAUUGCGCCCUCUCUGUGAAACCCUCCUGGACCUGAUGAAGCCGUCCACUAUCAAGAUGGCGGUUGUACUCGUGCAGUUGAAGACCUACCGGCAGCAAGGGGAGGGUCCAUCAUCCGGUAGUCAGUGAUACAUGCUCGGAGUAACACUGAAUGAGGAACUCCAUGUUUUUUCUUUCUGUGGAUUACGUGGCACAUAAAUUUUUGGUUAUGUAUCUGGUGAAACAAAGGUUAUUGACAACAUAUUAGGGUGCUAGACUAAACAGAAUCUGUGCCACUCAUUUAUCCUAUGGUCGUGCAAACUAUUUGUGGUGCCACUCAUUUACCUGUUGCUUUUGUUGA